CCCAAAACACACCAAAAACACACUGUAUUCCCAAACACACUAAAAUACACAGAAAAACACCCCAAAAAAUACCACAAAACAUCCCCAGCACACCAAAACACAGCUAAACACAGCAAAAACAUCCCACAGCACCUCACAGCACCCCAGUAUGAGUGUGUUUAGCCAGCAGCUGAACCCCACCACAGGGAAGAGAGAGUGGGGGAUCAUGCCGGAAGAUUACGACUACAAGCAGGAGGUUGCCCGCUCUGCCUAUGCCGACAUGCUGCACGAUGCCGAGAGGAAUGACAAGUACUAUGAGGGUGUGCGGCGGGCGGUGGCGGCACUGCGGCGGCGUGGCGAGGCGGUGAGGGUGCUGGACAUUGGCACUGGCACUGGCUUGUUGUCAAUGAUGGCUGUGACGUGUGGUGCUGACUCUGUGACGGCCUGUGAGGCAUUUUACCCCAUGGCUAAGUGUGCCAAGAAGGGACUGGCGGCUAACGGCUGUGGCAACAAGGUGCACCUCAUCCCCAAGAGGUCCACGGAGAUUGAGGUGGGGCCGGGGGGGGACAUGGCGGAGCGGGCCAACCUGUUAGUGGCGGAAGUAUUUGACACGGAGCUGAUCGGCGAGGGGGCUAUCGACACCUACAGACACGCCAGGGACCACCUCCUCACUGAGGACGCGCUAUUGGUUCCUUCUGAGGGCACAGUGUUUGCCCAGGUGGUGUCCUCGGAGAUGCUGCAGCGAUGGAACAAGGUGUCGGACGUGAGGGGGGAUGGUGGUGAGGUGUUAGUGUCAAUGCCUCCCAGUGUGCAGCAGUGCCCAGGUGCCGCCGCAGUACAUGACCUCCAGCUGUCUCAAGUGCCUCGCAGCUGGUUCACCCCAGUCUCACCACCCUUGCCUGUCUUCAAGUUUGACUGGAGUGGCAGGAAGUGGGACUUGCCAUGCGAUGAGACUACAAGAGUGCAGUUUAAGUGUCUGAGUGCUGGGCGGUGUGACGCAGUGCUCAUGUGGUGGGAGGUGCAGAUGGACCAGGAGGGGGAGGUGGUGCUCAGCUGUGCUCCCUUCUGGGCUCAUCCUGACUGUGUGGGCAAGGAGAAGGCCAGCAGUGAGGAUAUUCCCUGGCGUGACCACUGGAUGCAGGCUGUGUACUACCUGCCCACCCCCUGCAGUGUUGCCAAGGACGCCUCCCUCACGCUGGUCUCCUCCCAUGACGAGUACAGCCUCUGGUUCAAUGUGCAGACUAUGGACGGCGAGGCGGUGUGUGAGCAGCGUCCGGUGUGUGAGUGUGGCCUUCACAUCAUCAACUCCCGGACUCGCCUGGGCCAGCUGAGUGACCCGGGCCGGCAGCGAGUGUACCUGCGUGUGCUGCGGCGCCUGGCCACCCCGGAUGCAGUGCUGCUGGUGCUGGGCGACGGCUGUGUGCUGGCCCUGGCUGCUGCUAAGAUGGGGGCGCGGCAUGUGUACGUGUGUGAGGGCAGCGAGGCGGGGCGGCGGGUGAUGGCGGCCUUCAUAGACACCAACCACCUGCAGGAUAAGGUCACACUCCUCACCGACGACCUUGCCAGCACCACCCUCAACCAGCUGGUCCACCCUGUCACCGCAGUGUUCAGCGAGCCACACUUCAGCACGUCACUGCUGCCGUGGCACGCGCUGCACUGCUGGUACGCCCGCAGCAGCUGUGCACACCUCCUCGGCCACCCCACCCUGGCCCCCUGCAGCGUCACCCUGUGGUCCCUGCCGGUGUGGUACAGGGACCUCUGGAAGAUCAGGGCACCUCUUCAUACUUGUAAUGGAUUUACUAUGGAUAUUUUUGAUAAGUUAAUAGAGGCAGCAUGUGAGGAAGCAGAUGAGAAAGUUGAACCCCAGCCCCUGUGGGAAUACCCUGCCAUCGCCCGGGCCGCCCCUGUGCCCCUGCUGACCCUUGACCUGCGCCCCCUGACCAUCCCUGACACCCCCAUCAGCAGCGAGGGGGCCCUGACGCUGCCCCCUGGUGGAGUAGUGAACGGCAUGGCUCUGUGGGUGGAGUGGCGACUCACGGAGGAGGAGGGGGAUGUGGUCACGACUGGCCCCACUGCACAGGUGGUGGUGGGGGAAUAUGUACAGUGGGACAUGUACAGCCGGCAGGGGGUGUACCUCUACCCUGCCCCCCACACCCUCCACCCAGGCCACACCCACACGCUCCACCACUCCACCUCCUUCCACCCACACAGCGGAAAUAUGACCUUUGAUUUCCGUAUUUCUUCCUCCUCUUCCUCUUCCUCUUCUUCUUCUUCUUCUUCUUCUUCUUCUUCUUCUUCCCAUACUGAACGAUAAUUCUUUAUUUCUAUUUCUUCUCCACCUUCUUCUUCUUCUUCUUCU
Messenger RNA from Portunus trituberculatus (swimming crab), 2338 nucleotides. It is a transcript of the gene Art7, whose product is annotated as protein arginine N-methyltransferase 7-like. The record is from RefSeq and is a predicted model, not a curated record. Gene Ontology annotation, biological process: peptidyl-arginine methylation. Gene Ontology annotation, molecular function: protein-arginine N-methyltransferase activity. Lineage: Eukaryota; Metazoa; Arthropoda; Malacostraca; Decapoda; Portunidae.